AUGCCACCCCAGAUCAAACAAGACCUGAACCGCUCAGGCUGGGAAUCGACCGAUUUCCCUUCUGUUUGCGAAAACUGUCUGCCGGAGAAUCCUUAUGUCAAAAUGUUGAAGGAAGAUUACGGCUCUGAGUGCAAAUUGUGUACGAGGCCGUUCACCGUCUUCAGCUGGAGUGCUGACCGAGCCCACGGCCGAAAGAAGCGAACGAAUAUUUGCUUGACCUGCGCACGCCUCAAGAACUGCUGCCAGGCAUGCAUGCUGGAUCUUUCCUUUGGGCUACCCAUCGUGGUACGCGAUGCAGCGCUGAAGAUGGUAGCCCCUGGGCCAUCGUCCGACAUCAACCGGGAGUAUUUUGCGCAGAACAACGAGCUCGCCAUAGAAGAAGGUCGCGCGGGGGUUGAAGAAUACGAGAAGACGGACGAAAAGGCCAGAGAACUCCUGCGAAGAUUGGCUGCGAGUAAACCGUACUUUCGAAAGGGCCGCACCGUCGAGAGUGCCAAUGACGAGGUUCAAGCAGGCUCCAGCUCGAGCGGUGGACCAGGUGGCAAUCCAGCCGUCGGCGCCGGUGUCGGUGGACCAGGCCCGAUUCGAACCAGGGACUCGAGAGCUGCGGCAGCUCUGGGCGCGAGGCCGGGCAGGGCGAAGCAGGCUUUUCCAAGCGCUGCACAAUUGCCUCCUGGACCACAGGAUUGGAUGCCCCCGGCCGACAAGAACAUCAUGUCCCUUUUCAUCACCGGGAUCGAGGAUGACCUCCCCGAGCAUAAGAUCCGAGAUUUCUUCAAAGCGCACGGCAGGCUUAAGAGUCUCGUUUGCUCCCACAUGUCACACUGCGCAUUCGUCAACUACGAAACGAGAGAGGCGGCUGAGAAGGCUGCCGCGUCAUGUCAAGGUCGUGCUGUUAUCGCAGGAUGCCCGUUGCGUGUACGCUGGGGUGUUCCAAAAGCAAUUGGUACGAUGGACAAAGAGCAGCGUUCACAAAUGCUCAUGGACGCUCGACGAGGGCAGGCGAACGCGCGCAGAGCGGAUGGCAGGGGUGGAAGAGGGCAGGUCGCAGGUCGCCAGGACGCAGGAAACGCCGCCCACUCGACAGCUGCACCAGUGGUUGCACCCCCACCAGGCGCAGACGAUGGCGCGCAAUAUGCUAGUCUGCAGGGCGACUGA
Colletotrichum phormii is the source of this 1158-nucleotide messenger RNA. RefSeq lists its product as uncharacterized. The record is from RefSeq and is a predicted model, not a curated record. The transcript has 2 exons. The coding region runs from base 1 to 1158 and encodes 385 amino acids. Lineage: Eukaryota; Fungi; Ascomycota; Sordariomycetes; Glomerellales; Glomerellaceae. Gene Ontology annotation, cellular component: U2-type catalytic step 2 spliceosome; U2-type catalytic step 1 spliceosome; Prp19 complex. Gene Ontology annotation, molecular function: U6 snRNA binding; pre-mRNA binding.